Nerophis lumbriciformis (worm pipefish) is the source of this 3843-nucleotide messenger RNA. RefSeq names its product protein phosphatase 1, regulatory subunit 21 (gene ppp1r21). Gene Ontology annotation, cellular component: early endosome; membrane. The record is from RefSeq and is a predicted model, not a curated record. NCBI's taxonomy places the organism in Eukaryota, Metazoa, Chordata, Actinopteri, Syngnathiformes, Syngnathidae.
GACUUCUCAGCUUGUUCCUGCUUGGACCGACGAAGAAUAAUAAAAUUAAAAAACUAUUGUGGACGAUGGAUAAAUUAUCAAGGCUUUUUAACAAUUUAACAGCUGCUAAAUUUAAUAUUUGAUUAUAUUUAUGUAAGAUAACCUCGCCGUGGCUUUAUAUUCUCUUCGGCUCCUGAGCUACUUAGCUAACUGUGCGCUGUCAUCGCUGAUGAUGCUAACUUCAACACUCGUCCCAAUAACAUCCGCCCUUUCGACACCGCCUAAAAAUCAGAUGACCGCCGCGGUUUUGUGUCCGGAAACCACGACGGCACAUCUUUAGCAAUGUUCGCCAAGCCAAUUCGGUCUCGUAGCGCAUCGAGGAGCCCCUCUCAAGAAGGUAACAAUAUCAAAGUGCGGUCUCGCUAACCUGAGCUAGCCAGUGUGUCAACUCGUAUAGCUGAGUGGAGAGUGUUGUUCAAGUUCUAACCAAGAAGAAAAUACACUCACCACUCUCAAACUCACGUCUUCUCUUGAGAAUGGCUAAUGUCACGGAUCUUCAGACCAAAUACAGCAGGUUGGCACAGGAGUACUCCAAGCUCCGUGCCCAGAACCAGGUGCUGAAGAAAGCGGUUGUUGAUGAGCAGGCCAACUCAGCUUCCUUCAAAGAGCAGCUGAAGCAGAGGGAUCAGAGCCUGAGGAAGCAGGAGCAGGAGAUGGACAGCCUCAGCUUCCGGAACCAGCAGCUGGCUAAGCGGGUGGAGCUGCUUCAAGAGGAGCUGGCUGCCAGUGAAGCCAAGGGCAAAAAGGGAAAGAAUAAAGGAGAUUCCCCCUCACACCAUGGCGUUCGAACACAAAGUGUUUUUGAUGAAGACCUGCAGAAAAAGAUUGAAGAAAACGAGAGGCUUCACAUUCAAUUUUACGAGGCAGAUGAGCAGCACAGGAGGCAGGAGGCGGAGAUGAGGGCGCGUCUGGAGGAGCUAGAAAGAGACUCGCAGCAGCACCAAGCUGUUGUGGACAGACUCACCGCCAAGUCCACGGAAACCAUCGAGAGGCUGCAGAGUGACAAGGCAAGACUGGAGGUUAAAACACAGACACUGGAGAUGGAAAGGAAAGAGUGCCGAUUGAAAACAGAAGACUGUCAGCAACAGUUAAGGCGAUGCCAGUCAGAACUCAACAGACAAUUGAAACAAAGCAGCAGCGUCAUCCAAGAGAAAGUGCCCUUUAACGACACCAAAUUUAGUGACUACAACAGUCUAAAUGUGCCGCCACACAAUCGAAGACAUCAGCUUAAAGCCCGGGAUGUGGCGGGCCAGGCCUUAAGUUUCAUUCAGGACCUGGUGGCUGGCCUGCUAAACUUGCAUUCAUACACUGAGCAGAGAGUCCACAUUUAUCCACUGGACUCCUCCAUUGAGCCUAUCUCUCCACUGAACCAGAAGUUCUCUCAAUAUCUGCAUGAGAAUGCAGUGUAUGUGCGCCCCCUGGAGGACAGUUUUAUGCAGUUGCACCAAAGCAUCACCGAAGACACAGUCACAAUGCUUGAGACUGUGGACAAGCUGAAGAACUUCACCGAUCAUUUCUCCUUGUACACGCGUUUUCUCCAAAAGCUGCUUCCUUAUCAACUGAAAAGUUUAGAGGAGGAGUGCCAGACUCCUCUUUGCUCUGCUGCCCUAAUAGUGAAGAAUCAAGAGCUUCAGAAUGAUAUUAGGAGAGUCACCUCAGUCUUUGGGAAACUGCUGAGUUACAUCAACCUCUUGGCACUACCCAGUGUUCGUCUGGAUGCCAUGCCACAAAGCAGCACCUCGACUGUCUUUACACAACUGGCUGCCUGCUUGCACAGUCUGCAUGAUGCUGUUAAAGAGAUGUCAAAGCACUACAACCAGAAGGCCAGCUUAGAGCAGGAGCUCCCCACUGUAACACAGAAACUCUUCACCACCACAGAAUGUUUGCUGGGCUCUCUGGGAUCACUGACCAGCAGCACUGGCAAGCUCGCCACGUUUUUCAGCAACAACUUGGACUUCUUCACGUCGUCAGGCUACAGUCCCAAAGGAAGCACAGCAGUACUCAAUCCUUUGCAAGCUGAGAGCAUGCUUUCUAAUAAAAAGAAAGCAGCAGCUUACAUUCACGCUCUCAAGAAGCCCAGGCCACCGUCUGUUCCAUACACAGAAGCCCUGUCCAACCGCCGCAUACUCACCAGCUCUACUGAGAGUAGAGAAGGUCUCACUCAGCAGGUGCUUCAGAGUCUGGAGAAGAUUACUCGUCUGGAGCAGGAAAAAGAACACUGGCUCCUGGAAGCUCAACUUGGGAAAGUGCGCCUGGAAAAGGAGAACCAGCGAAUUGCGGACUUGGAAACGCAGCUCGCGGCAGCUCUGGAGGGAAGUCCGAACCUGCAGAAGAGUGCGGUCAGCACAGUCACACAGAACCAUGAAGAAGAGGAGACGGCUCUGAAGGCUGCUGGGAAGGAGACCAUGUGCACCAGCCUGGUCGGCAUGUUAUGUACUGUACCUUCGGCUGAGCAUGUGGCAGACGAAGAGUCCAGGGAGCAGCUGAUAAAGACUCACUACAUGACACGAGUGGGAGAGCUCACCACUCAGCUCCAGGUGUCAGACAGCAAGGCAGUGCACUUCCACUCUGAGUGUCGGGCUUUGGCCAAGAGAUUAGCCAUUGCAGAAAGAUCGCGGGAGACUUUAUUGGAGGACAUUAAGCGGGCCAAUCAGAAGAUCACACACCUGCAGGAUGAACUGAGCACGACCAAGAGGAGCUACGAAAACCAGCUGAGCACGAUGAGCGACCACCUGUGUAGCAUGAACGAGACGCUGAGCAAACAGAGGGAGGAGAUCGACACACUCAAACUGGGCGGCAAGGGAAAUGCCAAGAAGAACAAAGGUCGCUAGAAGUGUCCCCCCUCCUGUCACCAAACCGGACCAUUAGCAAGAGCCUCACGAUUCAAAAUGGUGGCAAUACAAAGUUGCAAACGGACUAAAAAAGGCUUUUCCCCUUCCUCAUGACACAGCAUCACGUAACUUGAACUUUUUGGCCAGAGCAGAAUAGAAAAUAACCCGCAGGAAGUCGAUAAGGCGGAACUCAUCAGACAGCCUUGGGUUUUUUUUCCUGGAAAAAAAUGACACCAAGUUCUCUCUGCUUAUCUGUGGGAGAGGACGCACAAUGUCCACGCAGCUGUUUCACCACGCACACAUUCGCCUCUCUCACACACAGACUCCACUUAAUUGGCGGCUCAGAAAUGUGAAUCCUCAGCAUUUCCCAGACUGAAAACAUUGCUGUGAAUGUCUGCGCACUCACACACAGUUGCGUUCACCACAACACAGCCCGUUUCCUUUCACACAGCUGCCGUCCCGCCUCUGUUACAGCUCUGAUACUACCUCCAAAGACGGAACAUUUGCAGGUCCACUUUGAUUGCCCCUCAUUCACACAAAACAGCGACACAGAGGAAAAAAAGGCGGCACAUCCCCCCCGGCAUCAAAAGGUAUAUGUGUGAAAGGAGCUUUUGCUUCUUCAACCAUUAUUUUGCAUUUCACUUCCAACACCUAAAUGGUCUUCAGAAGGGCUUCCAACAAUCAACUACCAAUGGAAAGACUUGAAUCCAUCCCUCAUUCUGAAGACAUUUAAAUGAAAGUACCAACUUAUUUUCUGUAUGGCGUUUACAUGGAAGAAUGUGUCUACAACGGACAAGUUGCCGCUUGUAAUGUGAGUGAGUGUGAGCUUACUUUGCAGCAGUAGUUCCUUUUCUAGCACCAAAAUAAGUGUAAAUCCACAUCAUGGUUUUGAAUAAAAGCAUACAUUUAUUCAUAUCACUAUUUUAAUCUAUAUGAGUAUACAUUCUUGUGCAUAUAAAUGUUUCUCACAAAA